GACGCAUACCAUCAUCACGCCGCCUGUGGCGCACCCUAGACGUCGAAAACAGACAUCUCCUAGAAAGAAUUUGCGCUGGAAAUCUUAGCCAUUGCUCUGAUACCUGACAAUGCCCAAGAUAUCCCAAUACGAACUAGAGCGGGAAGCCAACAUCGCCCGCAACCGCGCCCUCCUCGCCGCGCUCGAGCUUGACAACGCUAGCAAGGAUCUUGGAUUCCCGGCGAAGCCCCCUCCAGAUGCGAAGAAGGAUACACCGAAAGCCAAGCCCGUGCAGCCACGGAAGAAGCGGGAGAGGAAGGAGGAAGUGCCUGUCCCUCGUCGGCAGAGCACGCGCUUGAGGACUACGAUCGACCCCAAUGAGAGCCCGUCGAAGAAGAGAAAGCGCGAGGCCGAGUUUGAAGCUCGUCGAGCCAAGGAAGAAGCCGAACGUCUCGAGGCCGAAGAGCGCGCAAGAGAAGCUAAGCGCCCGCGCCACCAAGACCUUGACCUCCGCACCAUCGUCGAGGACAUGGAAGACGGCGAGAUGACCGCCUUGCUGGCUGCUAUGAAGCUUCAGUCUGAAGACAGCGCGAAGCAAUCGCCGUCGAAGAAACAAUCCCCGUCCAAGUCUAAGAAAUCACCCUCCAAGUCGCCCGUCAAGUCCGAGUACACGACAGGUUGGCGCCGGGCCGCCGACCCAGAAGCAUUUGUGUACUCCGCCUCCGAAUCGAAGAAGGAAAAUGCUGAGGUGACCGCCCUGCGCGAGUCGCUGCAGGACUUGCAGAUCGUGUCGCGGGCGAAGGUGACGCAGGACCGCGUGUAUAGCGUAGCGUAUCAUCCGGAGAAAAGCAAGGAUUUGAUCUUCUUUGGGGACAAGCACGGACAGCUGGGUAUCUGGGACGCACGAGCCCCCACGGACGAAAUCGCGGACGAGGACGGCGAGGCCUCGGACCCGUCGACAGAGGAAGGCGGCAAGUACUGGCGACUGCAGCUGCAUUGGCCCGCUACCUCCAAGUCCUCCAUCUCGACGAUCAAGAUCGACCCGGUAAAUAGCCAGACGGUCUACACCACCUCCUACGACUGCACCCUGCGCUCGCUCUCGUUUGAGUCCGGCGUAUCACGCGAGAUAUAUACCGCGGAGGGCGGCGCAUUGCUGUCGAGUGUCGACAUGCCGCCAGCCGGGAACGAGAUGUGGAUAUCGGACGCGGCGGGCGGGGUGGUGCAUUUGGAUUUGAGGGAGGCAAGGGGGAAGGCCCGAUACUUCGGUCUCUCAGGGGACAAGAUUGGCGCCGUGAGCGUAAAUCCCUCGAGACCCAAUUUCCUCGCAGCGGGAAGCAAUGAUCGGACUGUAAGAAUCUGGGACACCCGCCAACUCACGAAGGACCCGCGCGUCCUAGGCGAGCCAGACGAUGAUCUGGGCACCAGUUCGGAUGUUCAAUCGGCUUGGGGUUACGAUGCCAUCACCACUUACGAGUCUGAGUCCGGUCGAGCGCUGAUGCGCGGCGAGUGGAAGCACGACAAGGCGGUCGGGUCGGUCUAUUGGGAUGCGAGGGGGCGGAGUCUGGUCAGCACGAGUUACGAUGAUAAGUUGAGAGUUUGGGACUUCAAGUCCUCGGCAUUCAAGACAGAUAGCCAGUUCCCGAGCAUGCGCCCCUUGCGCGUUAUUCCGCAUAACUGCCAGACAGGCCGCUGGCUUACACCCCUCCGCGCGCGCUGGACGGAGAACCCGGACGUCUACCCGCACUUCACGGUCGGGAACAUGCACCACUCGUUGGAUAUAUUUUCGGCGAAGGGGGAUUUGCUGGCAAGGUUGGAGGAUAAGACGAAGAUCACUGCAGUGCAAGCGGUUACAUGCUCGCACCCGAGCAUCGUAGAGCGCGCAGUCAGCGGAAAUGCAAGUGGACGAUGCGUAUUGUGGGCGCCAUCGGAAGACGCCUGAGAGGGUUUUCGUUGUGGUCUAUUUUCUUGGAUCAUAGACAACGUCCGCCUUGUUUAGUGGAGGAAUUAUAAUGUUAUCAUGCAUGGGAUGCAUGGGAAGACAAACACUAUAAAAGAAGUGUGUGUAU
This is a messenger RNA of Schizophyllum commune H4-8, 2045 nucleotides long. RefSeq names its product WD40 repeat-like protein. NCBI's taxonomy places the organism in Eukaryota, Fungi, Basidiomycota, Agaricomycetes, Agaricales, Schizophyllaceae. Bases 110 to 1918 code for a protein of 602 amino acids. Gene Ontology annotation, molecular function: protein binding; DNA binding. Gene Ontology annotation, biological process: regulation of DNA damage checkpoint. The transcript has 11 exons. The record is from RefSeq and is a predicted model, not a curated record. Gene Ontology annotation, cellular component: nucleus.